AUGGCUGGAUCAGAUAUCCCAGAGUCGAAUUGCGAUGUACUCAUCGUCGGCGCCGGCCCAGCAGGGCUCAUGUCCGCCACAUGGAUGGCAAGAUGCGGUAUCAAAGCUCGCAUAGUAGAUAAGCGCGGGACCAAGAUCUUCAGCGGUCAAGCCGACGGGCUACAAUGCCGAAGUUUGGAGAUCUUCGAUAGCUUUGGCUUCGCGGACCGGGUGUGGAAGGAGAGCAAUCACAUGAUUGAGGUAAGUUGUAUAAACCCAGGUCCAGACGGCAGGAUACGGCGGUCAGACCGGGUGCCAGAUACGAUACCAGGCGUAUCGCGUUUCCAGCAAGUGGUCUUGCACCAAGGCCGCAUCGAGCGCUUCUUCCUUGACCAUCUGAAGAAGUACUCCGAUAUCACCGUGGAGCGUGGCGUGCUUCCGGAGUCGCUCGACAUCGAUGCCUCAAAGAUCGAGGACAAUGACGCAUACCCCAUCACGGUCAAGCUGCGGCAUUUGACGGACGAGGAGGCGAUGCCGGCGCAGUCGAAGUCGAGCGAUAUUGCGGAUGGGCUGUUUAGGAGUAAUUUGGCUGCAGAUGACACGGAUGAUCUGAUCAGGAAGAGCACCGGGAAUGAGGGCAAUGCUGAGAUCGUCCAUGCGAAGUACAUGAUUGGGUGUGAUGGCGCGCAUAGCUGGACGAGGAGGCAGCUUGGAUACGAGAUGCAGGGAGAGGCUACCGAUUACAUCUGGGGUGUGCUGGACAUCAUCCCAAUCACGAAUUUCCCCGAUAUCCGCAUGCGCUGCGCAAUCCACAGCGCCAACUCCGGCAGUGUAAUGGUUAUCCCCCGCGAGAAUGGACUCGUGCGCCUAUACAUCCAGCUGUCAGAGAUCCGACCAGACGCAAGCGGACGAGCCGACAGGUCCAAGAUCACACCCGACGUGAUCAUGAAAGCCGCCCAGAAGACCAUGAGCCCCUACAAGAUCACCUACGAGUACUGUGACUGGUGGACAGCCUACCAGAUCGGUCAGCGAGUCGGUACAAACUUCGACGCGCACCAGCGCGUCUUCCUCGCCGGCGACGCCGUCCACACGCACUCCCCCAAAGCAGGCCAAGGCAUGAACGUGAGCAUGCAAGACGCCUUCAACCUAGGCUGGAAGAUCGGCCUCGUCGUAAACGGCGUUUCACCCCGCAGCAUCCUCAAGACAUACCAGUCCGAGCGCCGCCGCAUUGCCCAGGACCUCAUCGCCUUUGACCACCGCUUCAGCAGGCUCUUCAGCGGCCGCCCUGCUAAAGACGUGACGGACGAAGCGGGCGUCAGUAUGGAGGAGUUCAAGGCCGCUUUCGUCAAGGGAAACCAGUUCGCCAGCGGCCUGAGCGUCGACUACGGCGCCAGCAUGCUGGUUGCCAAACCGGGCGACUCGGCUGAGCAAGGCGACGGCACGGAUGUUGGCGUUGCAGGUGCCGCGACAAACGGCAGCAGCGCGAGGAAGGUUGUCGGCAAGCAGGAAUUGGCUACAAACAUCCCCCUCGGCAUGCGCUUCCAGAGCUUCCAAGUCGUGAACCAGGCCGGUGCGCGUCCGUAUCCGUUUCAGUACUGGCUGAUGAGCGACGGCCGCUUCCGGAUCGUGCUGUUCGCGGGCAACAUGGCGGAUGAGAAGCAAAAAGAGCGCGUCAGGAAGUUCUGCGCGGAACUGGAGAAGCCGGGGUCGGUGAUCAGACGGUACACGCCGCCGGACCGGGCGAUUGACUCGGUCAUUGAGAUCUUGACGCUUCAUUCGGCCAAGAGAGUGGAUGUGGAGCUGCUGGUAGACUUUCCGACCAUCCUGCAUCCCUUUGAUGAGAAGAGAGGCUGGGACUACGACAAGGUGUUCGUAGAUGACGAGUCUUACCACGAGGGCUUUGGAGACGCGUAUAAGAAUUAUGGUGUGGACAAGGAGAGGGGUUGCGUCGUAGUCGUCCGGCCGGACCAGUAUGUCGGAUAUAUCGGCGAACUGGAAGAUGUCGAGGAUCUCGAGGCCUACUUCGCCGGCGUGAUGAUCAAGGAUAACGCUGGCCUUGCGCGGACAAAGGUGAAUAGGAACGUGAGGGAGACGCCGAGCGCCUCGAUGCUUGAUGCUGCGAAGGCAUACACCCUAGACGGGCCGCCACCUGAAACGAACGGGGGCGCAACGGAGGCUGAUGGCCCUGCGUCCGGUUCUGGAGCCGCGGUUGGAACGCAAUAG
Molecule: messenger RNA, 2202 nt
Organism: Coniosporium apollinis CBS 100218
Lineage: Eukaryota; Fungi; Ascomycota; Dothideomycetes
Exons: 6
Coding region: 1-2202 (733 amino acids)
Molecular function (GO): FAD binding
Source: RefSeq, a predicted model, not a curated record